Messenger RNA from Adineta steineri, 2208 nucleotides. The record is from the annotation of a GenBank genome assembly. NCBI's taxonomy places the organism in Eukaryota, Metazoa, Rotifera, Eurotatoria, Adinetida, Adinetidae.
AUGAAGCAAUACAUAGCCUUAUGUUUAUUAUUAUUGUGUAUUUCGAGAUAUCAAGCACAAGAUCCCACAACAACUCCAGGAACUGAUUGGAAUGGUGAUCCGAAAAUAUGUACAGUCGAUACAUCGGGCCCAUCUCCAACUGAUAGACCUCAGCCAAUAUUUCCUAAACAAGCGGAAUUCGCACUAGAAAGAGUAGAAAUAAGACAUCUAUAUGACGCAACAGAAUCAAGUGAAUUAACGAUGUAUCAAUAUUUAUAUGAUUAUGAUGCAAAUAAAUUAAUCUUGAUUAAAAAUUCUCAAGGUUUAAUUGAUGUUGAAUAUUUUCAUUAUGAAACAUUAAAGAAAUCAACUUAUCUUCGUCAACAAGUUUGUAUAGUUACUGACAUUGCACAAAAUAUUGAAAUGGAUGGAACAUCAGCUAUGGAGUCACAAAAUCAGACAUGGCAUAUUCGCCCAUUAAAUGAAUUUCUUCUAUUCUCAAGUUUUGAUCCACGACGACCAGUAAUUCGACCAAAAUAUAUAGGUCAAAGUAUAGUACGUGGGAUCCCAGUCGAUCAAUGGGAAACAUGUAUAAUCGAUAAAACUCAAUUUCGAACUACACGACGUGAAUGGUCAUUUGCUCAAAAAGGUUUUAUGUUACCAUCUGGUAUUGUUGGUGACUUAGCUGUACCAAUUCGAGCAAUUAUAAAUGCGUCUGUUAUAUUUGCAAAUGGUACACAAUUUGCAGAAGUUGAUGAAAUAUUUAAUGUUCAUUCAUAUAGACCAAGUAUAAUAGAAAGUAAUGAUCAAUUAUCUCCACCAAAAGGUGUCUUUUGUGAUAGUGGUUUUGGUCAACAUUUAAUAUCUCUUCGUGAUGCUGGUAUUGAGUGGCCUGAACGAUUUUCUGUUCGUGUUGAAGCAUCAACAUCACGUUCUGAACAAUGGCAAAGAUUUCAUGUACGUUAUCAACAUCCUGAACGUGGUCCAAGACGUAUUCGUUAUGACUAUUUACCACCAGGAUCCACCGAAGAUUUUCAAUCGAUUAUACAUGAUUUUGGUGAUAAUUUAACAUAUAUUAUUGAUCAUCGUGUAGGUUCAUGUAAAAUCAAUCGUGGUGUAGAAUAUCCUGAUGUCAAUCCAAUUCUUGAUCCAAUUGGUUUUUUUAUUAAACAUGAACGUAGAUUUAUUUAUCGUGGUCGUGAUCCAAUCUGGGAAUUAAAUGGCGUUCGAUCAUGUCGAGGUGAUACAAUCAAAUGUGCAGCAGUGACAAGUUCUGUUGAGCAAUUUCCUGUAAUGGUAGAUAUUGAUACUGGUAAACCAAAUGGUGAAAAGUGGUCAGCAACAAGUAUUGAAUAUGGAUGGUCGAUGCGUGCUCCUUUUGCAAGACCACCAUCUGACAGAAAUAGACAUUUUGAUUAUCCCGUAUAUUUAUUUUUAAGAAUGUAUCGAUUUAAUGAUCCAUCCUAUCCAUCAUUAACUGAUAUGCAUACAGAAGAUAUUGAAUAUGAAUUUUAUGAAAUGUCUCAUGAAGUUAAUCCAAGCGAUUUUGAUACAAGUAUAUGUUAUCGUUCACUUCAUUAUGAUUAUUUACAUUUAAGUUUUACACUGCAACUCAGUAAAGGUAAUGCCAUUGAUGGAAAUCAUUUAGAUAGACGAUUACUUGAAAGAGAAAUUCAUGGUAAUUUGGUCUCUUAUACGGAUACUAGCUAUUCACGUAUUACUGAUAUUCAAGUUGAUCAUGAACAUAAUACGAAUGAAGUAACUGUAUUCUUUACUUUACUUGGUCCAACACCAGCACCUGAAUCACCAAGUGGUAUUGAUGAAAAUGAAGCUAAAACUAAUCAAUCUCGAAGUCGGCUUGAACAAAUAAUUAAUGAUGGAAAAUUUGAAUUCCUAAUGAAAUUAAUAGAUGAUAAUAGUUCAACUGUUCAUUUUCAAGCUGUAAAAGGUUCCUUAAAAGGCUCAAAAGAAUUUAUAUCAUCACAUGCAGUUGGAAAACAAGUUAUUAAAGAAACUUAUUCAAGUGGUUCACAAGCUGGUGCUGUUAUAGGAGGAAUUCUUGUUGGUCUUCUUCUUGGUGUUCUUUUAGCAGCCGGUAUUCGAGUUAUACGUGAGAAACCGAUGCCAAAUAUACCACAUAUGCCGACUUCAAUUACAAAUCCUUUACCUUCUAUUAGUUUUUACAAUAAAAAACCAACAGAAGAGACAAAAACUACAUCUGAUGCGUGA